Prorocentrum cordatum is the source of this 838-nucleotide messenger RNA. NCBI's taxonomy places the organism in Eukaryota, Dinophyceae, Prorocentrales, Prorocentraceae. The record is from the annotation of a GenBank genome assembly.
GCAGCGCCUGCCGAGUCAGCUGCGCCGCGCGUGGAGCCCGCGCAGCCGAAGGAGGGCGAUGCUGCAUGGGCGUCGGCCUCUGCAGCAGCUUUCCCGCCAACUCGUCCGCCCGCGACGCCCCAGUCGCAACCGGUGCCGCCCCAGCCCGCGGCCGAGGAGCCAGCUACGGACAAGCAUAUUCUGAUGAAGCGUGUGAACGCUCAGAUACACCGCGUCAUGGAGACUGCGAAGGAUUUGGCAGGCUGCGAACCCGAGAAGUUCGUCCUCGAGGAUGCCACGCAGAAGGCUGAGCAGUCCAUCUCGCAGCUAUGCCACUCCGACCUCGUGAAGAAGCUGAAUGCUUUGCAUGCUGCUGACGCGAAGCUCUUGGAUGACGCAAAGGGCAAGGGAGCGCAGGAGGAAGACGACUUCUGGGGCGCCAUGAAGAAGGUCGACUUUAACUUCGGGACCGCCUGCACUUCGGGCAACGGCAUUGCGGGCCGCUGGGCUCGGGCCUUGAAAGCUGACGGCGAUUUGGCGAAAGAGUAUCGCUCUAGGCAGGGGUGCCUCCAGAAGGCCGAGUUUCGCGCAGCCUGGGCGAAGGGCAAGUACGACAAACACCAGAUGGCCAGGGGUCGCUCUAAAGAGGAGAAGCACGUCAAAGCUGAAGUAAAGAAUGGAACCUACGUGUCCUUGGGCCGCUUGGCGUGGCUCGAGGGCGGAGGUGCGAGCGGCGUGAGGAUCGCCGUCCGCUACGUCCUCAAGUACCUGCACGUCCAGCACAGCCUCCGCGACGAGUUCAAGCGUUGCUGGAGGGCGUGGGAGGAGUGGGCCUCGGAGCCAGGUGCCGACGAGGCCC